AUUGAUGGCGUCACAAAGGCGCCGCCGCUCGCAGCGCGCUCUGGGAGUGAGCGCGGCCGUGGCCCUGGCAGCGGGCGGAGCGGCCCAUGUCUUGUGCGCGUGGCGCCGGCGCUGCCUUUCGGUUGCCAAAAUUCAGGCUGUACACGGCGAGAUAACCCCAGCUAAGUUUAAAACCCCGGCUAAGCCAGAAGAGCCAAAGUGGGACCUCGCCAAGACCACUCCUCGCGCUCUCGGCCGAGAAUACCGCGCAAAUUCUGCGAGGUUUGAGCCUCGCGCCUCUCCGUUCCCGACCCCCGGCGUGGACACGUUCCCGCGCUUUCUGGCGUCAGGGGUCAGAGGGCACGUCGCCGCGCAGGAGAACGGAUCCGAGGCCGCGGCUGCCAUGGGCGAAGCGGGCGGCGCUGAGGAGGCCUGCAGGCACAUAGGUACUAAAGAGGAAUUUGUUAAAGUCAGAAAGAAGGACCUGGAACGGCUGACAACUGAAGUGAUGCAAAUACGGGACUUCUUACCCAGAAUACUAAAUGGGGAGGUGCUGGAGAGCUUCCAGAAAUUAAAGAUUGUAGAAAAAAACCUGGAAAGGAAAGAGCAAGAAUUAGAGCAGCUGAAAAUGGAUUGUGAGCACUUUAAAGCCCGCCUGGAAACCGUGCAGGCUGACAGCAUAAGAGACAAGAAGGAGAAACUGGCUCUUCGACAGCAGCUGAAUGAAGCGAAGCAGCAACUUCUGCAGCAGGCAGAGUAUUGUACAGAAAUGGGAGCAGCAGCUUGUACCCUCUUGUGGGGCGUCUCCAGCAGCGAGGAAGUCGUCAAGGCCAUUUUGGGAGGAGUAAGUAUGGAUAAAGCUUUGAAGUUUUUCAGCAUCACUGGUCAAACAAUGGAGAGUUUUGUGAAGUCACUGGAUGGUGAUAUCAAGGAGCUCGAUUCGGAUGAAAAUCAGUUUGUUUUUGCUCUGGCUGGAAUUGUAACAAAUGUUGCUGCCAUAGCAUGUGGUCGUGAAUUCUUGGUUAAUUCAAGCCGGGUGCUGUUGGACACCAUAUUGCAGCUUCUGGGAGACUUGAAGCCAGGACAGUGCACCAAACUCAAAGUGCUGAUGCUGAUGUCCCUGUACAAUGUAAGCAUCAAUUUGAAAGGCCUGAAAUACAUCAGCGAGAGUCCAGGAUUCAUCCCGUUGCUGUGGUGGCUUUUGAGUGAUCCAGAUGCAGAGGUGUGCCUUCAUGUACUGAGGCUUGUCCAGUCUGUGGUUCUGGAACCUGAAGUCUUCUCCAAGUCGGCCUCUGAGUUCCAGAGCUCCCUGCCCCUGCAACGCAUCCUGGCAAUGUCCAAGAGCCGCAACCCCCGCCUGCAAACCGCAGCCCAGGAGCUCCUGGAAGACCUCCGCACUCUGCAGCAUAAUGUGUAGGUGUGCUCGGCCACCAGGGUUUUGGUGAAAAUGCCGGUGUCCCUUCUCCUCCCCAGAUCCCUCAUUUGAUACUGCAAAACCAUCACCGUGUGCCAUGUGUUAGAGUUGUCAGAAUGUGAUUGACUAGAGAUGGACCUGAAUUGAUAUGUAUCCCACAUAACUUGCCUUGGAAGUGAGAGUACUUGUAGGUGGUUGGUUAAGCUUGCCAAGGAAGAGGACAUGAAAGAACCUGGCCUUGCAGAAAAGUGGUCCAUGUCUGCUGGCUGGAAGAGGGCUUGCUUAGGGCAGUUUCUUGCUACUCAAAAGACCAUGACUGAUAGGUUCACCUAUAAAACAGGGAAAUUAAAUAACCAUCUACCCCAUUGGUCAGCAUUUUCCUGAGAUACAUUUCUUUGAAAAGCAAUUCAUUCUCUCUCUAGUAAUUGUAAUCAAUCACCCCAAAAUGCAAGUUUACUUUUAUAACCUUUUGGUGAACCUGCUAUUUCGGAUGACACUGGACAUUUUAGUUCUAUAUUUUUUGUGCCUGUUUUAUUUUUGAAUAAAGAAAGUCAGAAGAGUUGUAUUAC
Messenger RNA from Chlorocebus sabaeus (green monkey), 1962 nucleotides. It is a transcript of the gene HSF2BP, whose product is annotated as heat shock transcription factor 2 binding protein. Gene Ontology annotation, cellular component: cytosol. The record is from RefSeq and is a predicted model, not a curated record. Lineage: Eukaryota; Metazoa; Chordata; Mammalia; Primates; Cercopithecidae.